AUGGGCUAUUUCGAUGAAAUCAAAGAAAAGGUAAAAGUAAUAUCAGUCCGGCGAAGCUUUUCUCGUUUUCCGGCCCCGAUCUCGGCGGAUCGCCACUUUUAUCGGGCGGCGGACCACAUGGCGGUGGAUAGUGCGUAUCUGAUGCAGUUUGUGGACGAGACCUCGUUUUACAAUCGCAUUGUUCUGAGCCACCUUCUGCCGUCGAAUCUGUGGGAUCCUUUACCGCAUUUCUUCCAGACAUGGCUCCGGAAUUACCUCGCCGGGACCCUACUCUACUUCAUCUCCGGCUUUCUCUGGUGCUUCUACAUCUAUUACCUCAAACAUAAUGUUUAUCUGCCCAAAGAUGCGAUUCCUACAAGAAAGGCUAUGCUUUUGCAAAUGUAUGUGGCGAUGAAGGCGAUGCCUUGGUACACUCUUCUUCCAACUGUGUCCGAGAGUAUGAUUGAAAAUGGUUGGACCAAAUGUUACUCUAGAAUAGGCGAAAUCAGCUGGUUCCUCUAUUUUGUUUCCAUCGCGGUCUAUCUUGUUUUUGUUGAGUUUGGUAUUUAUUGGAUGCACAGAGAGCUUCAUGACAUUAAGCCUCUGUAUAAGUAUCUCCAUGCGACCCACCAUAUCUACAACAAGCAGAAUACGCUUUCUCCCUUUGCCGGGCUUGCGUUUCACCCAAUAGACGGGAUACUUCAGGCUGCACCGCAUGUGAUGGCUCUGUUUAUAGUGCCGAUUCAUUUCACAACCCAUUUAGGUCUUUUGUUCAUGGAAGCGAUAUGGACAGCGAACAUCCAUGACUGCAUCCACGGUAACAUAUGGCCAGUAAUGGGUGCAGGGUACCACACGAUACACCACACAACAUACAAGCAUAACUAUGGUCACUAUACCAUAUGGAUGGACUGGAUGUUUGGCUCUCUAAGGGACCCUCUCUUUGAAGAAGACGGCGACAAAGACAGCUCCAAGAAAAAAGCAGAAAUAGAAUAUGUAACUUGGGCGCGCACAAGCAGAGAGACAACGUUUUACUUUUCCAUGGCGGAGGAUAAUGGGUAUCUUACUCAGUUCGUCGACGAGACAACGUUUUACAACCGAAUCUUCCUGAGUCACCUUUUGCCGGCGAAUCUGUGGGAACCUUUACCACAUUUCCUCCAGACAUGGCUCAGGAAUUACCUCGCUGGAAACCUUCUUUACUUCAUCUCCGGUUUCCUCUGGUGCUUCUACAUUUAUUACCUUAAACACAACGUUUACUUUCCCAAAGAUUCUAUUCCUACGAGAAAGGCAAUGAUUCUGCAAAUAUAUGUGGCGAUGAAGGCUAUGCCUUGGUACACACUUCUUCCAGCUGUCUCUGAGUACAUGAUCGAGCGUGGUUGGACCAAAUGUUACUCUACACUUGACCAGUUCAACUGGUUCCUCUGUUUGCUCUACAUCGCCCUCUAUCUUGUUUUAGUUGAGUUUGCGAUUUAUUGGGUUCACAAAGAGCUUCAUGACAUUAAAUUUCUCUAUAACCAUCUCCAUGCAACACACCAUAUCUACAACAAGCAAAACACACUCUCUCCGUUUGCUGGGCUUGCAUUACAUCCGUUGGACGGGAUACUCCAGGCUGCACCGCUCGUGGUUGCUCUGUUUAUAGUACCGAUUCAUCUCGUAACACAUCUGAGUAUUUUGUUUCUGGAAGGGAUAUGGACAGCGAGCAUCCAUGAUUGCAUCCAUGGUAACAUUUGGCCUAUUAUGGGCGCAGGAUACCAUACCAUACACCAUACCACAUACAAGCAUAACUAUGGUCAUUUUACCAUUUGGAUGGACUGCAUGUUUGGCACUCUUAGGGUUCCAGAAGACAACUGCUUCAAGGAGAAAGCAAAGUGAGAGAAUGCUCAAAAAAGUUUCACGUUUUUUCUUCAUUCAUGUGUUGUUCUUCUCGUGACUCUAUUUUUUAAGUCUUGUAAUCACUUUGUUGUAAUUUGAACACAGUCUGCGGCAAAGUUUCUGAUUAAAUUAGUUAUUUACAUGAUGGAAUUACAAA
Thlaspi arvense is the source of this 2005-nucleotide messenger RNA. NCBI's taxonomy places the organism in Eukaryota, Viridiplantae, Streptophyta, Magnoliopsida, Brassicales, Brassicaceae. The record is from the annotation of a GenBank genome assembly.